Molecule: messenger RNA, 1171 nt
Organism: Prorocentrum cordatum
Lineage: Eukaryota; Dinophyceae; Prorocentrales; Prorocentraceae
Source: the annotation of a GenBank genome assembly
CGGGAUGAGUGGAAAAGGAAGUCAUUGGUUCAACCAAUCGCGUUGCGCAGCUUGCGGCUAAUCGAAUCAGCAGUCAUGCAAAACAAUUCUACAUCAGCAAUCGACAAGUUCCCAAAGGGGAUUGCACGUUGUUGGUUGAAAGUGCGUAUGACUGGAAUCCCAAAUCCUAGCAUAUGUCAAUCGCCUUCCUGCUUCAAUGAUCGGAUUGCCAUCCUUUGUCGUUCCGAGUCAGGAGGCCGGGCCACGACCCAAAAAAUGUUGAACGUGUUCCUAGUUGAUGCUUGUACCCACUUCAACGGAACGACAGGUCAACCGAGGUCUUGCAGUAGUGCAUGCGGCAGUAUGCAGGGAUGCAGGGGGGAAGAAUGGAUACGUACUUCGUUGACCCGCCAUUCCCAAGAGGGUGCGUGAGAGCCAGCCAGUCAUGGUCAAAGCGGUCGGUGUUCAGUCGCGCACGGAGGGUUGAGUGAUAAUAAGACCAACGUUGCCCAUGUUUGUAUGGAGGAGGAGGAAUCUGACAGUGAAACACGCAACCAUCCGUCCAUUGGAGGCCAGCCCAAGCCUCAGCAGUUCGAGCACGUUGGUAUGAUGGCCGGCGGCACAGGGCUGACACCAAUGAUGCAGGUGGUUCAGAAGGCGCUGAGAGACAGCGGCGACACCUGUAAGUUUACGCUGCUGUACGCGAACAAGACAGAGAGCGACAUCCUGUGCCGCGACAUGUUGGACGAGUUGGAGAGGCAGAGUCAAGGACGGUUCAAGGUCCACUACACGUUGGAUUUCCCUCCAGCUGGAUGGACAGGCAAGACGGGAUUCAUCACCCAAGAUAUGAUCAAGGAAUGCUUGCCUCCAGUCUCGGCCAAGCCGCUGAUGCUGAUGUGCGGCCCGCCUCCCAUGGUCAAGUUUGCUUGCAGAGAAAACCUAGAGGCGCUUGGAUACGACAAGAAGCUGUUCAUCACGUUCUGAAAAUGGCCGCGAUGUUUCGUGUCUCACCUUUGCUGGUUUUCGCCCAACGCUGGCCUCCCCCUCACAGAGCCUGCUGCUCUAAGGAAAAGGUAGCUCUAAGAGACCUAAGAGACCAUUGCUGCCAAGUACAGUUUUCUCUCGGCAGGCACUCGCGGCGAUAGAAAAUGCGCGUGCAAAUGUGACCAGGGGGGGCGCGAAGCAAUAGGAG